This is a messenger RNA of Cuscuta epithymum, 1420 nucleotides long. Lineage: Eukaryota; Viridiplantae; Streptophyta; Magnoliopsida; Solanales; Convolvulaceae. The record is from the annotation of a GenBank genome assembly.
UAUUCUCACAUGGUAUCAGACUAGGUUAUCCCUAACCUACGGCAUUUUCUUUCUCAAACUUUCUUUUCUCCAUGGCAGAUUCUCUUCCCUAUGCCACGCUUAUUCAUAUGUUAACUCUUAAACUGUCAUCCACUAAUUAUCUUUUGUGGAAGACCCAAGUACAGACCCUUCUCCAGAGCCAAGGCUUAUUCGGAUUUUUGGAUGGCACCAAAGUCAAACCGUCAGUUUCAUCUUCUUUUGAUGCUGAAGCUAUUAAGGCGGAACAAGACUGGAUCACUCAAGAUCAGCGCCUUCAUAGUUUGCUUCUCUCCUCGUUGACCGAAGAAUCCAUGGCUCAUACUUUGGGUUCUACCAGUGCUGCAUCCGUUUGGUCUGCUUUAGAGAAGGUGUAUUCACUUCAGUCCAAGUCUCGUGAGAUUCAACUCAAGGAUGACCUUCAGAAUCUCCGCCGUGGCUCCUCUUCUGUGGAAGAUUACAGCAAUCUCUUUGUCGGCUUGUGUCAUAAACUGGCUGCUAUCAAGUGUUCAAUCUCUGACACCGAUAAACUCCAUUGGUACCUUCGUGGACUUGGACCUGCUUUUUCUCACUUCUCCCUUCAUCAAAUUCGCCAACAUCCCACUCCAUUGCUCAGUGAUGUAAUUUCUGAAGCUAAAAGCUGUGCUCUUUUUCAGAAAUCUCUUGAGGAACCUUCAUCUUCUCCAACUGUAGCCUUUGCAGCAUCAUCUGCUUCUGCAUCAGGCCGUCUCCAUCAUCCUAAGUCAUCUGGCCCACCCAAUGGUCGUUCUGGAACUCGCCCCUCUGCCCACCGAGUCUCUACUGGGCCUCGUCACAAUAAGACAAAUCGCCGAUCCUUUGCCCCGCGCUGUCAAAUUUGCCGCACCGAGGGUCAUUUUGCAAGUGAUUGUCCUGAUCGUUAUCAUCGAUCUCAUUCAGACAACACUCAUGCCAACCUUGCUGAGGCUUUUCACUCCGUCUCCUUACAGUCAUCUGACUCUCCUGAUUGGUAUAUGGACUCAGGUGCUUCUUCACACAUGACUUCUACCUCAUCUCAGCUUGCCUCGGUUUCUCCUUACUCGGCACAAGAUCACAAGGGAGAUCAUGGCAAAGGGAAAGCGUGAACAUGGAUUGUACGUCCUUGAACGAGGAUCAGAAGCUUUACUUGGAGAAAUCCGUACACAGAAACUCAAGGGCUCCUUUGAGCUAUGGCAUUCUCGACUAGGACAUGUCUCUUUUAAUCUUAUUCACUGUUUAAAUAAAUUGGGCCAUAUUUCCGUUACUUCUCUACUGCCCAAACCAACUGUUUGUCAUUCAUGUCAAUUAGCCAAAAGCAAACGCUUGCCUUUUGAACUUAAUAAAAAGCGUUCUACUUCUUUUUUGCAAUUGGUGCAUUGUGAUUUGUGGGGGCCUGCUCCUAUUCCCU